Canis lupus familiaris (dog) is the source of this 1458-nucleotide messenger RNA. RefSeq names its product NIMA related kinase 3 (gene NEK3). The transcript has 9 exons. Lineage: Eukaryota; Metazoa; Chordata; Mammalia; Carnivora; Canidae. Gene Ontology annotation, molecular function: ATP binding; protein kinase activity. Gene Ontology annotation, biological process: protein phosphorylation. The record is from RefSeq and is a predicted model, not a curated record.
GGCGCGGGCGCUCCCGCAGCAGGGCCGUGGGCACCCGGUGCCGCCUCCGAGCUCACGCGCUGAGGUUUCCCUCCCCGCUCCCACUCCUGACUAUUUCCAAACCACUUCCCUGGCUUUUGAUCGGGAGAGGCCUGCAAACAGACUGUCACACUCAGCACAUGCAGAUCUUUUACUGAGCCUAUGGGUGUCAUACUGAGUAACGGGGCCAAAUAGUAUUGGUUUUCAGCUAAGAAAAGUCAGUGGUUGAUCUUGCUUAUUGAUUCCUGCCCAUUACAUGGACUAAAGACCCUGAAGAAUAAAAGGAUAGAAACAUGGGAAAACUUGGCCUCCUUAAGUCGGGUAAUACCAAGGUUUGGGAGAGAUCCUAGUGUCUGUGUCCGUGGAGCCGGGCUGCGUGGUGCCCCAGCAUGGAUGGCUACAUGGUCCUGAGAGUGAUCGGAGAGGGCUCCGUCAGCACAGCCCUUUUGGUUCAACAAGAAAACAGUGAUCACAUGUUUGCCAUGAAUGAAAUAAGGCUUCCCAAGGUUACUGCUGAAGCAGUUAGCUCAUCUUCUCUGGAGAUCUCUGCCUUCGGUGUGAAUGAUGCUAGACAUAAUCUGAGCUCCUCUUUUUUAAUGCAGAAUAUCUUCCUCACCCAAAAUGGAAAAGUAAAACUGGGAGAUUUUGGAUCUGCCUGUCUUCUGUCCAAUCCUAUGGUGUUUGCUUGUACAUACGUGGGAACACCUUAUUACGUGCCCCCAGAAAUUUGGGAAAACAUGCCUUAUAAUAAUAAAAGUGACAUCUGAUCCUUGGGAUGCAUUCUGUAUGAACUUGUACCCUUAAGCAUCCACUCCUUUGAUGACGAGAAAGCUGGUCAUUUCUUCAACUCUUGCCUUGUCUCUGCUCUUACAAUUCAGCUUUACUUUUUAGUUCAGGCAAAUAGCUGGAAAAGUCUUAUUCUCAAAAUAUGUCAGGGGUCCAUGAGCCCAUUGCCAUCUCAGUACUCCUGUGAACUCCAGCAUCUAAUCAAGCAGAUGUUUAAAGGAAAUCCCUCACAUCGCCCUUCUGCUAUGACACUUCUCUCUAGAGGCUCUUUGGCUUGGCUUAUCCGCAAGUGCUUACCCCCAGAGAUCAUCACAGAAUAUAGCGAGCAGGUAUUAGAAGAAACCAAAAAUUCUAAGCAUAAUACACCAAGAAAAAAAGAUAACUCCAGCAGAAUCAAGAUAGCUUUGGAAAAUGAGGCAACCACAACAGUAAGAGCUUUAAAAUUACGUUUAUGAAAUGCCUGUCUACUGGGUACCAUCCAGUGCUGUGAGAUUUUUGGAAGACUGGGGACCGGGCCCAGUUUUUCGUCUUUUGGCAAAACUAAAAGACAGCCUGCAGAAUGGGAGAAUAUAUUUGCAAAUGACGUAUCAGAUAAAGGUCUGGUAUCCAAGAUCUGUAAAGAACAUAUUAAACUCAACACCCAAGAAACAAACA